Nelumbo nucifera (sacred lotus) is the source of this 921-nucleotide messenger RNA. It is a transcript of the gene RTNLB13, whose product is annotated as Reticulan like protein B13. Gene Ontology annotation, biological process: response to bacterium. Lineage: Eukaryota; Viridiplantae; Streptophyta; Magnoliopsida; Proteales; Nelumbonaceae. The record is from RefSeq and is a predicted model, not a curated record.
CAUAAAAUUGAGAGAAAAACUUCCAUCCAACCUUCACAAAGAAAGAUAGAUCAUAGAAACACAAAAAUCACAGUAGAAGCAACAGAGCCUUGGCUCCUACACCUCCCUCUUCAUCUUUAGAGUAUGUCAACAACAGUGCAAUCUCCAUCCACCUCAGCAGGUGUUAUCAAAGACACUUUCCUAUGGAGGAGGAAGAAGUUGAGCUUAUCAGUCCUGGCUACUGCAACAGCGACAUGGGUACUGCUAGAAGUGUAUCAAUUCAACUUCCUUACUGUCGCCUCGUGGCUGGGCAUAUCGAUUGUCGCCUCAAUGUUUCUUUGGGGAAACCUUCUCAGAAUUCUCCGCAAAAAAGAGCCGGACAUGUCCGGUUUGGAAGUUUCAGAGCAGUGGGCAACGGAAGCAGCAAACACCUUUCGAGGAUGGAUGGAAGAAGGGGUACGAUGGGUAUUUCGGGUAGGUGCGGAGAGACAAUGGUAUGUAUCUGUUGCAGUGGUUUCUGGUUUGUGGGUUCUCUCUUUGCUGGGUAGUUUGGCCGAUUUCCUUACUCUCCUCUAUAUUGGUAUUGUUGCAGGGAUGACAGCUCCAGUCAUUUAUGUGAGGUACGAGUAUAAGAUAAAAGAGUGUGGGGAGAAGGCGAUGGUGCAGGGGAGAAAAUUAUAUGACAUGGUUGAUGACAAGGUAUUCAGAAAAAUGAAGCACAAUGUUUUCCAAAGUAAAGAAAAGAAGGUUGAGUAGUUUGUUGGGAAGAAUAUAGACUGUCUCCACACACAAUUCUUGGUAAAGCCAAGUAUAGAUAGAUAAUCAGUUUGCAUUGCUUCUAUUCUUUUCUUUCUCCCUACCUUUCAUGGAUGUAUGGAUCAUGGAUGGACCACCUAUAGUAAAGAGAAUUCUAUUACAGCUUGCAUUGCUUCUAAUCUUUGA